GCUCAGAGGGGCGGUUCAGCUAAGUUUCUUCCUCAUCUGACGGUCCGUCGCAGCGAGGAGCCUUUCUUUCUCCGCUUUGAAAACCUUUCACCUGAUUAACGUGUUUCAUAAACACUUUAACCUCAGUUUCUUCCCUUACAUUUAUACUUUAUAACUUUUUGCCGUAUGGGACGGAACGUAUUUUCUCCAGUCUACUAUGGAUGAGGAGAGAGAGGAGGGGGGUCCUACCUCUAAGACCGCUCUGUCUGGGGAACAUGGCCGCCGGAGCAAAGCUAAGAGCCCAGAGCAGCAGCAGAGAGCAGACUCCCCUGGACCCAGCUGUGUCUCCAUGAAGAGUGGCUGGUCUAUGGAUCAUCCUGGCCUGUUUAAAGAUGGAAAUCAGUCUAUUGAGAAGAGAGGAGUCCAGCAGGAGAGAGCAGACUCCUCUGGACCCAGCUGUGUCUCCAUGAAGAGUGACCGCUCUAUGAGACCUCCUGCUAACUUUAAAGAUGGAAUUCAGUCUAUUGAGAAAAGAGUCCAGCAGCAGAGAGCAGACUCCCCUGGACCCAGCUGUGUCUCCAUGAAGAGUGACAGCUCUAUGGAACAACCUGUUAACUUUAAAGAUGGAAAUCAGUCUAUUGAGAAGAGAAGAGUCCAGCAGGAGAGAGCAGACUCCCCUGGACCCAGCUGUGUCUCCAUGAAGAGUGAUAGCUCUAUGGAACAACCUGUUAACUUUAAAGAUGUAAAUCAGUCUAUUGAGAAGAGCCCAGAGCAGCAGCAGAAAGCAGACCCCCCUGGACCCAGCUGUGUCUCCAUGAAGAGUGACCGCUCUAUGGAUGUACCAUAUCAAUUUAAAGAUGGACGCCCCUCCAGAGAGGAGAGACACCAGCAGAGGUCAGAGGUUACCAGUGCUCAAACAGAGCUGAUCAAGAGGGCUGAGGAGAACGCACACGCUUUCCUCGACAAGGAGCUGAAGAAGCUCUGGAGGGUCGUCUUCUCAGAUUACCCACAAUGCUCAGAGGGUCAGAGAGUGGAGGAGGAGGAGGUGGAUGGUAAGAAGGAGGAGCAGAGGAGGCGCGCCAUAGAGGGAGUGGUGGACAUCACAAAGCUCUGCCUGAUGGAGAUGAACCAGGAGGAACUGGCCGACAAACUGUUGAGCGGAUCUGAUGCUGUCGAUUGCCAACAUAAAAUCAAGUCUAAUUUGAAGAAGAAGUUCAGGUGUGUGUUUGAGGGAAUCGCUAAAGCAGGACAGCGAACAUAUCUGAACGACUUCUACACAGAGAUCUUCAUCACAGAGAGAGGCAGUGGAGAGGUCAACAAGGAACAUGAGGUCAGACUGAUUGAAACCGCUUCCAGGAAACCAGCCAAGGAAGAAACACCAAUCAGAUGUGAAGACAUCUUUAAACCCUUACCUGGACGCGAUCAACCAAUAAGAACAAUGAUGACAACUGGAGUGGCCGGCAUUGGUAAAACCGUCUUAACACACAAGUUCACUCUGGACUGGGCUGAAGGCAAAACCAACCAGGACAUACACUUCACAUUUCUCCUCACUUUCAGAGAUCUGAAUUUACUGAAAGGGAAAGAGUUUAGCUUGGUGGAACUUCUUCAUCACCUCUUUAUUGACACCAAAGAAGCAGGAAUCUGCAGAUUCGAACAUUUCCAAGUUGUCCUUCAUCUUGGAUGGUCUGGAUGAAUGUCGACUUCCUCUGGACUUCCAGAACAACCAGACCUGGACUGAUGUCAAAGAGCCAUCCUCUGUGGACGUGCUGCUGACCAACCUCAUCAGGGGCCACCUGCUUCCCUCUGCUCGCAUCUGGAUAACCACUCGCCCCGCCGCAGCCAAUCAGAUCCCUGCUGAGUGUGUUGACAUGGUGACAGAGGUGAGGGGGUUCAGCGACCAACAGAAGGAGAGUACUUCAGGAAGAGAUUCAGAGAGGAGCCGCUGGCCAGAACAAUCAUCUCCCACGUCAAGAAAUCACGAAGCCUCCACAUCAUGUGUCACAUCCCAGUCUUCUGUUGGAUCACUGCUUCAGUUCUGGAGGACAUCUUCCAAAAUUCCCAGAUCGAAGAGAUGCCCAAGACCGUGACUCAGAUGUACAGCCACUUCCUGAGGGUUCAGUCCAUACAGGCGGACAGGAAGUACCAUGGGAGGGCUGAAACAGAUCCAGACUGGAGCUCAGAGAGCAGGGAGAUCAUUGUUUCUCUGGGAAAACUUGCUUUUAACCAGCUGGAGAGUGGCAACCUGAUCUUCUACGAGGCAGAUAUGGCAGAGUGUGACAUCGAUAUCAGAGCAGCCUCAGUGUACUCAGGAGUGUUCACCCAGAUCUUUAAAGAGGAGUGUGGGCUGUACCAGGACAAGGUGUUCUGCUUUGUCCAUCUGAGCAUCCAGGAGUUUCUGGCUGCCCUUUAUGUCU
Molecule: messenger RNA, 2393 nt
Organism: Gadus chalcogrammus (walleye pollock)
Lineage: Eukaryota; Metazoa; Chordata; Actinopteri; Gadiformes; Gadidae
Exons: 9
Coding region: 197-1672 (491 amino acids)
Source: RefSeq, a predicted model, not a curated record